AUGAUUUAUUCGUGUUUAGAUGCUCAAGAAUUAAUUGGGAUAUUAUCGAAUCCACACUUUAGAUCCCUCCUAGGAACACAUGACAGCAUUGCCGAAAGAUAUAAUUUUCCAUCGUCACCCGAAUUAGCACCGCUAGCCGAAAUCGAUUCCAUUGAUUUUUUCCCAAACGGCACAACAAUGACCGCAGAUGCUAUACGAGUCAUAGGUUUGAGAAAAAAUCCAAACGAACCUUUGGGUUUGACCGUGGAACAAGACGAAAAUGGUAAUUUGGUAGUGGCUAGAAUAUUAGCCGGAGGAAUGAUCGACAAACAGGCACUUUUGAGUAAGGGUGAUAUUAUACUGGAAGUCAAUGGUAUAUCCGUGGAAUCACCGGAAGAUCUCAUAACGGAAAUUGCAAGAUCUAAAGAUACUGUUACCCUUAAAAUAGCUCCGAGUUUUGAUGACACGUCUGCCAUAACCGGAGUACAAAAUGGAAAAGUCGUUAACGGUUACGGAGGAAAUGGAAUCAAUACGAUGGUUUACAUGAGAGCAUUAUUCGAUUACGAUCCGAAAGAAGACACGUUGCUACCCUGUCGGGAAAUCGGUUUGGAUUUUAAAAAAGGUGACGUUUUACAAAUAAUGAAUCAAAACGAUCCGAAUUGGUGGCAGGCUAAAAAAGUCGGUUCGAACGGUCCUGCGGGUUUGAUACCAUCGCAAGAACUCGAAGAAAGACGGAAAGCGUUCGUUAAACCGGAAGCGGAUUUUGUACAUAAAAUAAGCAUAUGCGGAACGAGGAUCUCGAAAAAAAAGCGUAAAAUUCUUUACCAGACGAAAACGAAUUCGGAAUUCGAUAAAGCUGAAUUACUUUUAUAUGAAGAAGUCACGAGAAUGCCGCCAUUUAAAAGGAAAACUUUGGUUUUGAUUGGUUGUCACGGAGUCGGAAGGAGAACAUUAAAAAACAGGAUAAUAAAUAGCGAUCCGGAAAAAUUCGGUGGAGUAACUCCGAGUAAUGCAUUUUUUUCCUUCGAUCGUAACAGUUCGAUAAGGUACAGUUCACGUAGAGCAAGAACUUUAGAAUCGUUGGCUUCCAUAUACGAAGAGGAUGAUUUGAAGAAAACGUUAGAAGAAAGUAGUUGCAUGCAGCGAACAUACGAUAAAUAUAUCGAUUUAACGAUCGUCAAUGAAGAUUUCGACGUGACUUUUCGUAAAAUUAUCGAAGCGUUGGAUAAAAUGAGUACCGAACAUCAAUGGGUACCCGUUAAUUGGGUUUAUUAA
This is a messenger RNA of Pediculus humanus corporis (human body louse), 1254 nucleotides long. RefSeq lists its product as uncharacterized. Gene Ontology annotation, molecular function: protein binding. Gene Ontology annotation, cellular component: plasma membrane; cell-cell junction. NCBI's taxonomy places the organism in Eukaryota, Metazoa, Arthropoda, Insecta, Psocodea, Pediculidae. The transcript has 7 exons. Bases 1 to 1254 code for a protein of 417 amino acids. The record is from RefSeq and is a predicted model, not a curated record.